ACAGAUCAGGCUAGUCAAAACGUGACUACUGUGCGAUACCAAGAUGAGGAGAUAAUUCUCAACAGGACCACCGUGUUGAAAGAACCUGAAGGAGUAGUUUCUAAUAGGACUACUGAUUUGAACGAACCUGAAGGUGUAGUUUAUAACGUGACAAUUGUACUACUUGAUGAUUCAACAGAAACCCUUCUAACGGAUGUAAAUUCAACGCGAUCGAAACGAUGCAUUGGCGGCGCAUGCGCAUGUGCCUGCCCAUGUCCAUGCCCGUGUUUUCCGCCGGCUCCGCCGUGCGUCAUACCGUGUCCGGUUCCAGCUCCCGUUGGAGUGCCAUGUCCUAUUCCAGAACCGGUCCCGAUUCCAAUUCCGGCUCCGGUUCCCAUGCCGGUACCACGGCCGGUGCCAAUAAUCCCUGCUCCAGUACCAGUUCCUCAACCAGUUCCGGUACCGGUUCCGGCACCAGUGGGAGUGCCUGUCUGCACACCGGUGCCGGCUCCUGUACCUGUGAACGUACCGGUCUUAUGCCCGCCUCCACCAUGCUGUCCGUGUCCGUGUCCAUGUCCUUGUGUAAUAAAUCGACGGGUUCAGGACUUUCCAACAUCAAGGACGCACUUGAGGAUCUGCGUUGUUGCUGGAAAAUGUUGUAAAAUUUUGGUGAACACUGAUAAAUUAUUGUAUUUUUGA
Molecule: messenger RNA, 678 nt
Organism: Ostertagia ostertagi
Lineage: Eukaryota; Metazoa; Nematoda; Chromadorea; Rhabditida; Trichostrongylidae
Source: the annotation of a GenBank genome assembly